GGGAGGGGGGAGUGGCCUUUUCCUCCUCGGAGCGUUGCAUUCCAGACCCCCUCGGGGGGAAUUGGAACUUGGUAGCAGUCACCAAUCAGAACCAUCAUUGCCCCUGUGACGAAAUUGGCAGCCUAGGAGGGGGAAGUUUUGGGAGAACAUCUCAAAGAUGGAUGAGCAAAAUGCAGCCGGCCCAGAAGCUGAAAGGGGCCCUGAGACCAUCAAGUCAGAGAGCAGUGGGGAAAACUGGGAGCUUCGCCCAGAGGUACAUCACCAGCAUUUCCGGCAGUUCCACUACCAGGACGCCAAGGGCCCCCGAGAAGUUUGCAAGAAGCUCCAUGAUCUCUGCCACCAGUGGCUCAGACCUGAACAACACACAAAGAACCAGAUUCUGGACAUGCUAAUCCUGGAGCAGUUCCUGGCUGUCAUUCCUCCGGAGAUGCAGAGGUGGGUCCGGGAAUGUGGAGCAGAGACCAGCUCCCAGGCUGUGGCCCUGGCUGAAAUCUUCCUCUUGACUCAGGCAGAGGACAAGAAACAAGAAGAGCAGCAGUAUGCAGAGUCGGGCCCCAAUUUUCCCGAACCAUUCAAGACUUCCUCAGAUGCUCGACAGAGCGCCCUACGAAGGUGGAUGAAACAAGAAGGGGAUGGAACGUCCAUCCUACAAGAAAUCUACUUUUACAGGUCUUCCAAGGUGAAGAUAGAUCUCCAGUCGUUUUCCAGAGUUCAAAGAUGGGCUUAUUUUCAACGUCAAGUAUGUGCUUCUUUAGAUGUUUUGAUCCGCAUCUCCCCAUCAUCCCUCAACAUUGGCCCCAUUGGUAAAGACUGUUGGAGUUCAGGAACAGGAGAUGGAAUGAUGUCAGUAAUACGUGCCCAGUCAACAUCCCUUCUUUGUGGCGGAGGGGACGCAACAGCUGCGCAACAGGCACAGGGCACAGUGGCUACUGAGGAUGUGGCCGUCCAGGUCACAGAGAAAGAAGGGAUUCUGCCAGAUCCUGACCAGAAAGGCUUCCCCAAGCAAGCUGUGGAGCAAGGUUGUGGACUGAUGGCUGCUUUUGAAGGCGAUAAGUGGGCAGCCGAGCGGAAAGGGGAGCCACCUGUGGGACUGUCAGAAGGAGAUGGCAUUAAAAAGAGGGAGAAACAGAGGAGGAAGUCUGUACCAAAUCGGAAAAGGAUGAUGGAGCUGAGUGAGUCUUCUGCUUCCCAGAGCAGUGACUUCCAUCAAAAUGCGGUCCAAGAAAAAAUAGAGAAAAUAAACAUUGCUAAAAUAAGCGAGCCGGCCCGUAAAAGACAAAGGACGUAUCUCUUCCAUAAAGAAUGGGAAGAACGAUACUGUUUUAUGGAUGUGAAUGGCAAAUCGGUGUGCUUAAUCUGCUCGUCCACGGUUGCGGUUGCAAAGAAACACAACGUCCAGAGGCAUUUUGAGAGAAAUCACGGUGCUUUUGCCAAAAAUUACCCCCUCGAUUCUGAGCUUCGAAAAAUGAAGGUGAAAGAAAUGAAAUCUAAAUUUGCGUCCCAGCUGACUGUCUAUACAAAACCUGUGGUUCAGUCCAAAAACACCACAAUAGCAUCUUUUAAAAUUGCCAGUUUGCUGGUUAAAAGAAACAAACCUUUUGAGGACGGAGAGCUGUUGAAAGAGGUGUUUUUGACAGCGGCCGACUCGAUUUUUGAAGGUUUUUCCAAUAAAAAAGAAAUCAUGACUGCAAUACAAAAGCUUCAGCUGUCUGGGAAUACCGUUUCUAGAAGAAUCCAGUCCAUUUCGAAUGAUUUGGAGUAUCAGUUGCAAAGCGAUCUGCAGAAAUGCCUCUGGUUUUCCCUUCAGCUGGAUGAGUCCACUGACAUAACAGAUACUUCCCAGUUGGCCAUGAUAGUUAGGCUGGUCUUUAGUGACCUUGCCGUGAAGGAAGAGCUCCUCAAAAUACUGUCUCUGAAAGGGAAAACGAGAGGCGAGGACAUAUUUCUGACUUUCAAAAACUACGCGACUGAAAUAAACCUCCCUCUUCAUAAACUUUCUUCCAUCACUACAGAUGGGGCUCCGGCCAUGGUGGGCAGCGUGGAUGGGUUCAUUGUGCACUGUCAGAAAGAUGAAUCUUUUCCAAAGUUUAUUUCGUAUCACUGCAUUAUCCAUCAGGAGGCACUGUGCGCCAAAGUGCUCCAGUUUAAACAUGUCAUGGAUGUUGUUACAAAAAUAAUAAACUCUAUUCGAGCGGUCUCCUUGCAGCACAGGCUUUUUAAAGCCCUCCUGAAGGAUGUUGAUGCUGAAUACGGGGACCUGAUCUUGCACACAGAAGUUAGGUGGCUUAGUAAAGGAAAAGUCCUUGCCAGGUUUUUAACCCUGAGGGAUGAAAUCAAGGCAUUUUUAAAAACUAAAGAUCAGUACGUGGAACAACUCGAUGAUAGAUUUUGGUUGGUAGAUUUAGCCUUCCUUGCUGACUUGAUGCAAGAACUGAACAGUUUGAAUAUUGAACUUCAUCGAAACGAUAAGCAUAUUUCUGGAAUGAUCUCUUCAGUCCACUCAUUCAAAGGCAAACUGAGAUUGUGGAAGUCGCAUUUGCAAGUGAAAUCUCUUCUUCCCUUCCCUUCCAUGAAGCAAGUGGUCGGGGACAGCGACUUCAACAAUGCACCGUUUGUGGGCUACCUCGAGACCUUAGAGGAGCAGUUCCAUGCGCGCUUCCAACAGUUCACCAGCAUUGAGCCUGUGGUGUCCUUCUUUGAGAAUCCAUUUAGCCCGAUCGACGUCACAGAGACAGCCGUGGCCAUAGGGGAGUUGUGCCAGGCCAUGGUAGAAGAGGUGGAGAUGGAGAUUGUGGGCCUUCAGAAUGAUAUCAUUUUGAAAUCUAACUCGAGCCAUGCCAACUUUUGGAACCUGGUGGAUGCCCAAAAAUUCCCUUUGUUGAGGAAGACGGCUGCAAAGAUAAAGUCUUACUUUGGGUCAACUUACCAGUGUGAGUCAGUCUUCUCAACAAGGAGAUUUAUCAAGUCAAAGAAUAGAACACGGAUGACUGACAAACAUCUGGAUGACUGUUUGCGAGUGGCAAUCUCUUCCUACACUCCCAAUUACAACAGGCUUGCCGACGGUAUGCAGUGUCAAGCCUCUCACUAGUCUGGAGCCGUGCUGUAAGACUUAGGCAAAAUGUGGCAGUUUUGCACUAAUUAGCUUCUUUAGAGCAGACUUCACUUUGCCAAGUUUCUAUUUUCUAUUUUGUGUCUCAUAAAAUAGUAGAGAGAUUAGGCUUAAAUAUAUACCAAUUUAUUUGUAACUGUGAAUAUGAUUAUGUACUGGUAGUCUAGAAAUAAUGUUAUGCUUCCACCUGCCCCCUCUACUAUGCAAAAAAAUAAAUGCUCUUUUAUAUGUGGAACUCUCUGUUACCACCAUAUGUACUCAAGGAUCACAUGUAAUAUGUUGGGGGACUGAAAGCUACAAAGUAGGUCAAUCACAUCACAUGUAGACAAGGCUGCAUUUGGGGGGGCUG
Molecule: messenger RNA, 3458 nt
Organism: Python bivittatus (Burmese python)
Lineage: Eukaryota; Metazoa; Chordata; Lepidosauria; Squamata; Pythonidae
Source: RefSeq, a predicted model, not a curated record